Pomacea canaliculata is the source of this 3221-nucleotide messenger RNA. RefSeq names its product alpha-L-fucosidase-like. The record is from RefSeq and is a predicted model, not a curated record. The transcript is spliced from 12 exons. NCBI's taxonomy places the organism in Eukaryota, Metazoa, Mollusca, Gastropoda, Architaenioglossa, Ampullariidae. Gene Ontology annotation, biological process: fucose metabolic process; glycoside catabolic process. Gene Ontology annotation, cellular component: lysosome. The coding region runs from base 2016 to 3221 and encodes 401 amino acids. Gene Ontology annotation, molecular function: alpha-L-fucosidase activity.
ACUGGUAUGGAUCGUGCCUUUUCUGGUUCGACACUUCGAAAGCCACGGCAGGGGAACUUCAUGCGAGACCGCAGUGCACAGCUGUGUGUGUGCCUGUUGCUAGGCAACACAACUUUCCGCAUGUCGCACAUUGAUAUUCAGAAGCCUCGUUUUCGUUUUCAAGGGUGGAGCAGACGGCGCGAAACAAUCGGCAAAGUUUUGAGCUCGAAGCCGCUGAGACACGCGUUUCUCUGUAGCGAAGAGAAAACGAUAUAGAAACCCUGACAGUGUGAGGAAUACGUGCAAAGAGUAAGGACAACAAUGACAUAUUUUAACGGGGAAGCUAUGAUUGAUGUCAACAUUGGAUUCUCUUACUUUCAGAACUUCGCUUGGUGAACAGCAAUCCUUCGAGCUUCUACUGUGUACAAGUGUAUGUGAGUGUUGCGAACUGCGUCUAUCUGCAGUUACUAAAAGUGUAUUUUUUUCGUGUGUGCCUGUUUCCUGCUGAGAUUUACUUCAAGAGAAGACUGAUGAAAUGAACUAAAUGGAUAAAUACAUUCCAGGAGUACGUAAUGUUUCUACUUUGCGUGUCGUCUUUUACUUCUGCAGUUGACGCACUGUUCAACUGUGGAACAGACUGUAACAGCAGCUGUUCCCCUUUCAUACUAACUCGAGCACAUGCAAGACAUGUCCCGAAGGGGCCUAUAGAAGAGAGACAAAACAGAGAAAAAAGUGAAAGAAGAAAUAAAAUCUAUUAUUCGUCAGAUCACUGCAACAGUCACAUUUCUGCCACUUCUGGAAUCUCUCUGUACCUUUGACAUUUUGGUUUAUACAGACAAAGAUGCCGAAGCACCAUCUGCAUGGGGUGAAUCUGGUCCCCACUUUAUCAUAAAUUCUGAAGAGCCUCACUGGAAAGGAAUCUUAUUAAAGGGGAUGGAUGGGAUGGUGAUAAACACUGGGACCCCAAGCUGGUGAAGUUGAAGGGAGACCUUGACACAGCUGAUCAAAGCAAGUGAUAAAGUCGAGAGGUAGGACUCAAUUUUUUUAUAUUUAAUGUGUUAUGGCUGAUCAAGUGAAGAUGGGAAUGAGAGAGCGAAGCAUGUGUCCGUCAGCAAUCUGUGCCUGUCUCUGAAAUAAAAUAAAUUCUUUUUUAUUUUUCUUUGAAAGGACACUAGAUCAUCACACAACAAUCCCAGAUGUGUAGACCUCAAGCUAAUAAACUCCUUUGUUUAAGCGCAAUCUUUGUCGAAUCAAACAUAGAAAUAGUAUAAAACAUAAAUAACAAGAAAGGGGAAACUAAAUCAAGAAUCGAGCCUACCACUUGACGACAUAAGAUUGAUCCCAUGUGGUAAUUGAGUUACAUUCCAUUACAAGAGAAUUGCUGCCGACUGUGCUGCUAACUAAAAUUAAUCGUUUACACUAGAGUCUGUUUCGUUGACCUCUCUUGAACUUUGUGCAUUAUUUUCAGUCCGUCUUGAUGCAGUAAUAAUAAUAAAAAAUCUGUUACAGAGCAAAAUAUCUGAGAAUACUUAAAACACGCAGCUGCACAGGUAAAAUUUCUUAUUAUGCGAAAGAAUUACGAAAUAAGUUAGAACAUAACGUUAAAUUCGAUGAGAUGGAAAUGGCUAUACAUGCCUUGAAAAAAAAAUCUCCAAAACAAGACAAAAACCAAAAAACUUCCCAACAGACGGCGUUUUCAUUUACGUCUCUACAUACUGACUAACUGGAGGGGCCGUUGCCUGACUUGACCGUCUUGAGUGGUCAGCGAUCGAGAAAGGGUGUGAAAGGGCGCGCACUGACUCAACUCUAUGUGGUCAACGAACUGCCCCUUAAAAUCGGUGACCCAGUAAAACAAAGAUACAACAGUUUGAACUCCCCCCUACACACACACACGCAAGGCAGGUCGAACAAAGUGGUGCAAGGUGAAACCAGACAUGCAUAAUGCUUAUCGCGAGAUUGAGUGGAACGGGACGGUAUAAAAAGCGAGGAGUGACACCAGACACCAGACACCCCAGAAGAGCCGGUCAGAGGUAGCCAUGUAUUCCUCAUGGUCAGUCGUCUUCUCGUUGCUGGGCUCUCUCUGUCUGCCGACAGUUUUGGCGGUGAGGUACGAUCCCAACUGGGCUUCUCUGGACUCCAGACCGCUGCCCGCCUGGUAUGACGACAGCAAGAUUGGCAUCUUCCUGCACUGGGGUGUCUUCUCUGUACCCAGCUACCAGAGCGAAUGGUUCUGGUGGUCGUGGCAAGGCUCCAAGAGCCAAGCGGCUGUCGACUUCAUGACCAAGAACUACAAACCUGACUUCACCUACGCUGACUUUGCUGCUGACUUCACCGCCGAAUUUUACGAUCCCUCUCGUUGGGCUGACAUCUUCAAGGCUUCGGGUGCAAAAUACGUCGUUCUAACGUCCAAGCACCAUGAAGGGUUUACUAACUGGCCAUCAAAAUACUCGUGGAACUGGAAUGCAAUGGACGUUGGACCCAACCGGGACCUCGUUGGUGAUCUUGCCAACGCCAUCAGAUCAAAGACUGAUAUCCAUUUUGGCGUUUACCACUCCCUUUUUGAAUGGUUCAACCCACUGUACCUUCAGGAUGUCAAGAACAACUACACAACUCAGGACUUUGUUGCCACCAAGACAUUGCCAGAGCUGUACGAACUGGUGAACACUUACAAGCCUGACGUCGUGUGGUCUGACGGCGACUGGAUGGUCGAUGACACCUACUGGAACGCCACACACUUUCUUGCUUGGCUGUACAACGACAGCCCCGUGAAAGACACAGUCGUUGUGAACGACCGAUGGGGAAAAAAUAUUCGGUGUCAUCAUGGAGGAUUCUGGAACUGUGACGACAGAUUUGUCCCAGGCAAACUUGUCAACCAUAAAUGGGAAAACUCGAUGACUCUUGACAAGUACUCGUGGGGUUUCCGACGGGAUGCUCAGCUUUCAGACAUUUACAGCAUGGAUGAGUUUAUUGCCCUUUUGGUCAGGACGAUCAGUCUGGGCGGUAACCUCCUGGUGAAUGUCGGCCCCACGAAGUACGGCGUUAUCUCCCCUAUCUACGAGGAACGACUCACUCAGAUGGGACGAUGGCUUCAGGUCAACGGAGAAGCCAUCUAUGGCACUCGGCCUUGGAAAUACCAGAAUGAUACUGCCAACUCGGACGUAUGGUACACGUCAAAACUCACGUUAAUUGUCUCCAUUAAUUGUUUAUCAUUAGAAGGAGAGAUAAAGAAUAUAAUUACAUAG